Messenger RNA from Botrytis byssoidea, 1587 nucleotides. RefSeq lists its product as uncharacterized. NCBI's taxonomy places the organism in Eukaryota, Fungi, Ascomycota, Leotiomycetes, Helotiales, Sclerotiniaceae. The record is from RefSeq and is a predicted model, not a curated record. Gene Ontology annotation, molecular function: monooxygenase activity; iron ion binding; heme binding. Bases 1 to 1587 code for a protein of 528 amino acids. The transcript has 8 exons.
AUGGCUGAAAUCAAGCUCCUCGAUAUCAUUUCAAGGUUGGGUGACUUUCUACGCAGCUCUGUGGAUGGUUCCGAGACGAGAGUUUUGUUUGACUCAAAUCUAUGGAACAUAAGGAACUAUUUGACCCUGACACCUUUGUAUCUUAUCAUUUCACUGUGGCUUGUCUACAUUACUGGUCUUGCAGUAUAUCGAUUAACAUUAUCUCCCAUUGCCAGGAUACCGGGACCAAAGAUAGCAGCUGUGACAUUUUGGUAUGAGAUCUAUUACGAUAUUUGGCUUGGAGGGACAUAUUACCAAAAGAUCGACGAGAUGCAUAAAAAAUAUGGGCCUAUUGUGCGCACCAAUCCUUACGAAGUUCACUUGAACGAUCCAUAUUUUAUAGAUUCGGUCUUCCCUGGACCUGGGAGACAGACUGACAAGUACUUUUUUACUGGUAGAAGAACAGGAAUUGCAAUAAUCGAUCAUGAUAUGCACCGCAAAAGACGCAACAAAAUCACCAAUUUCUUUUCAAAUGCUAGUAUUCGAAGACUAGAGCCUGUCAUGAAGGAAUACAUCAAUACGCUUCUAUCUAGAAUGCAAGUUGCUGGGACGACGGAGCAAGUCUUACCAAUGCAUUUUUUGUUCCGGACUUGUACCAGCGAUCUUAUUACGCAGUAUGCUUUUGGAGAAUCUUUCCAUUUUCCAGAGCAGGAAGACUUUUCCAUGCCCUAUAUGGAAUCUACCGAUGUUUUCUUUAAACUCAAUCAUACUUUCUGUCACUUUCCCUGGGUUGGUACAUUGCUCGCAUCGGCACCACCUUGGGCUAUCGAAACCUUUAUCCCAUCUCUAACCGAAAUGUGGGAUAAAGCGGCGAUGUGGAUAGAGCGUGUCGAUGAAGUUAGAAAUUCUCCAAACCCUGAAAAAAUCAAGACCACUAUUUUUGAAGGCGUAUUAAGUAGUAAACUUCCUGAUGAGGAGAAGACCAAUCUUAGGCUAGCCCAUGAAGCUCAGUUAGUUGUAUUUGCAGGAGAAGGUACAACGGCGUAUACGCUUCAGUCUGCUCUCUUUCAGCUACUCACCAAUCCCAAGGAAUUCAAGAAGGUCAAGGAGGAGAUACUUGCGGCUAUUCCAAACUCAUAUAGCCUUCCAUCUUUCUCUGAGGUAGAAAGCCUGCAAUACCUGAACGCAGUGAUUCAAGAGACAAUUCGUAUUCGCCCCGGCGUUGUCUCACGCUUGCCACGAGUCUCUCCCAAGACUCCAACUUUGUACCAUGACAAGAAGAAUGACAAGGAGUAUGUCAUUCCAGCCGGUACUUCGAUGAAUAUGACGCCUCAAAUCGCACAUAUGAAUGCAGAUGUUUUUGAGGAUCCAUAUGAGUUCCGUCCACAGAGGUGGAUUGACAACCCGAGACUUGACAAAGCCUUUAUUGGCUUUGCUCGAGUUCUUGCGACUAUUAUUCAGAAGUAUGACAUCUAUCGCGGACAAGACGGACCGACGUUGGAAUUGUUUGACACAAUCCGUGAAAGAGACAUUGACUUGAAUCACGAUUAUAUUAUACUUUUUCCCGCCAAAGGUAGCCCAGGUCUACGAGUUAGGAUAAGAAAUUGA